Molecule: messenger RNA, 1641 nt
Organism: Plasmodium gallinaceum
Lineage: Eukaryota; Apicomplexa; Aconoidasida; Haemosporida; Plasmodiidae
Product: heat shock protein DnaJ homologue Pfj2, putative
Exons: 1
Coding region: 1-1641 (546 amino acids)
Source: RefSeq, a predicted model, not a curated record
AUGAAAAAAAAAAGAGAAUAUUUAAAUAUAGCAGACCAAAUAAUGAAUGUUACCAAUGUAAAAAGAAGGAAGAAAAUAAAAAUUUUUCAUUCAAUUCUUUUGUUAAUAUUAUCAUUUUUUUUAUCCUUUGCAAAAGGAAUGGAUUACUAUAAAAGAUUGGGAGUAAAAAGAAAUGCAACAAAAGAAGAUAUUUCAAAAGCAUAUCGACAGCUAGCCAAAGAAUAUCACCCUGAUGUAGCCCCAGAUAAAGAAAAAGACUUUAUUGAAAUAGCCAACGCUUAUGAAACCCUAUCUGAUCCAGAAAAAAGAAAAUUAUAUGAUAUGUACGGUGAGGAUUAUGCACAAAGUGCACAAUCAGAAGGCAGAGGUCAUCCACAUGGAUUUCAAUUUGAUCAAGAUGUUGUUAAUGAAAUUUUUAAGCAGUUUGCUGGUGGAAGGGCAGGUGGUGGUGGUCGUGCUGGUAAUUUUCAUUUUAAGUUUACUUCUGGUGGGUCAACCUUUAGUAAUUUUCAAGAAGAAUAUGAAGAUAUAUAUAAAAACGAAGUAUUAAAAAUAAAUUCUAGGAAUUUUGAAUCAGUUAUUAAUGAUAUAACAUUUUCAUUAGUUAUUAAUUUUUAUUCUCCUUCAUGUUCUCAUUGUGUUUCGUUCAAAAAAAAAUACUUAAAAUUAUCUAAGAAAUUUGAUGGUUUCGUUACCUUUGGUGUUGUAAAUUGUCAAGAAGAACAAAACUUAUGCAGAAAAUAUCAUGUUAAAUCUUUGCCUCAUCUUAUAUUAAUGAAAUCAAAUAAAACCUAUGAAACGUUUUAUGGUAAUAGAACAGAUGAGAAUAUUACAUCCUUUAUAAAUAAAAAUAUACCAUAUUCCUAUGUAGAAAUUUCUAAUAAAAAAAAAUUAGAUAAUUUUCUUAUGCAAAAUGUUGAUAAACCAAAAGUAAUAUUUUUUGUUUCUCAUAGUAAUAAUAUAACAAUGCUAAAAGUAUUAUCAAAAGAGUUUGAAAAAAGAGUUAACAUGGCUAUUAUAUAUAAUACUAAUUAUAAAAUUAUGAAGCUUUUUAAAAAAAAUAUUAAAACUCCUGCUAUUUUGGUUGUUGAAGAUAUAGAUAACUUAUCAGGAGAUUUGACGCAAUUGAAAAGUUUUGAUUUUAAUAUCUUAUCAUUAAAACUAAGCCAUAUUGUUGCUCAAAAUAGAUUGCAAAAUAAUUUAUAUGGUCAUAUUACAAGCUACCAAGAAUUAACAAAAAAAAAAUAUGAAGCAGGACAAUGUCGUGAAAAGGAUUCUCAAAUAUGUUUUUUUAUAUUAAAACUUUUAAAAAAAAAUUAUGAAAAAUUUGAUGAUGAUAUAAAGAAGGUAGCAAGUAAAUUUUCCAGUGAUCCAUUAAAAAUUUUAUAUAUAAAUGUUUAUGAGAAUCCAUAUAUAUUAGAAUCAUUUGGAUUACAAAAUAAAUGCACGUAUUCUAAUUGCUUAAUUUUAGUAGCAUUUAGACCUAAAAGACAAAGAUUUCGUAUUUAUGAUGGAGAAGUAAAUGUGGAUAAUGUUCAUAAUUUUGUUGAAAAUGUUGUAAGUGGUGGGAUAGCUAUUAAUCAGAAUUUAACAAAAAGUUUAAAAUUUGUAGAUAAUACAAAAUAUGAGGAUGAAUUAUAA